Messenger RNA from Eupeodes corollae, 2418 nucleotides. It is a transcript of the gene APC4, whose product is annotated as anaphase-promoting complex subunit 4. The transcript is spliced from 9 exons. Gene Ontology annotation, biological process: positive regulation of mitotic metaphase/anaphase transition; anaphase-promoting complex-dependent catabolic process; protein K11-linked ubiquitination. Bases 87 to 2348 code for a protein of 753 amino acids. Gene Ontology annotation, molecular function: protein binding. The record is from RefSeq and is a predicted model, not a curated record. Lineage: Eukaryota; Metazoa; Arthropoda; Insecta; Diptera; Syrphidae. Gene Ontology annotation, cellular component: nuclear periphery; anaphase-promoting complex.
UAUUUUGUGCCGGUAGUGAAUAAUAAUAAAAUAAAAAGGAAUAUUUUAUUAAUUUAAUAGAUUUAAGAAAAAAAUAGGAUUUCCAAAUGACCCAAGUAAAUGCAAUGAAACAAAUCGGAUCCCGAAAUAUGGGUUUUCGUGUUGAAAUUAUGGAAUGGAGUAAUAAAAUGGAUUUAAUUGCUAUAGGAAAUGAAAAAGGUGAAGUCAUCAUCCAUCGACUGAAUUGGCAAAAAAUAGUAACAUUUUCUGCACCGACAGACAAUGCAAAAGUAAGAGCUCUAAGUUGGCAGCCAGACGAAACAAUGAUUGCUGUGGGUUAUAGCAAUGGCAAAGUUUCCCUACUCGAUGUCGAAAAAGAAGAAGAAGUCUUCUCCAUAGAAUAUUCCGAUGAAAUCCGAACAAUCUAUUGGACGAAGCCAAUCGUCGCAAUAGAAUAUCGUCAAGCCUAUCGAAAUCGUUCUGAGCUAUGUCAUGCGUUUUUUCUACCCGCUCUUCCCAAUUUGAAUGCAUUAUCUUCGACAGCCAAACGCAACGAAGAUCACAAAUCCUUUGCCAAGGGAUCUCCGUGCUAUCUAAUUGUUUGUUUGUGUUCUGGAAAGAUAUAUCUUCAAAUACUUGGAGUGCUACCAUGUGGAGCUAUCGAUAUAUCAGAACAUAUUGAAAAAGUAGAUAAUUUUAAGAUAAUAAACAUUCGUUUGAAUGCAACUUUCGAUGGUAUCAAUAUUAUUGUCAACGACGGAGGUUGCAUUAAGAUUUUAACCUUUCUCAAUGGAAUUCUUCAUUCUUCUACCUCGCCUAUGCUUUCGUUGGCUGCUAACUAUGCUCAUGUUUUAGAAACACAAAAUUAUAUUAAUGAUACUAUCCAAUGUAUGGUUGAAGCUUGGGAAACGGUUCUUUUGGAAAUGGAUAAUAAACUAACAAAAUACGCGAACUCACAACCAGAAGGAUCACUUUCUGCAGACUUUUUGGAACUCAUGAUGUUUGGCUAUGCGUCCACUGAGUUGGAACAGUUUUUAACAAAUGAAUUAACUGAAAAAGGAAUAAAAAAACUGGGCAACUCAAUUGAAUUGAGUUAUUCAACAAUCCAAAACUUGGUUACGAAGCCACUCUUAAGUGCAACAAUUAAUAUGUGUUUUUUCUUAAACACUUUCAAAGGCAUGAGUAGAAAUACUUAUUCUUAUAAGGACCUCGUUACUCCAGAAGCAGCCGAUGAAGCUGUACGAGCUUGUGGCGCAUUUCUAAUGAAAAUCCUCGAAUUGCAACAAAUCAUCGAUCAGUGUGUUAAUGAUAUGAAAAUCUUCUUUUGUUGGCUUUGUGUGGCUAUUGCGAGAUUAAUGAAUGAAACUGUUCCCGAAGAGAUGUCACAGGUUUCACAAGAGGACAUCAUUCAUCUGGCUGAAUAUUUGAAUAAUUUUGAUGAUUGUCUUCUGCAGAAUGAUGAUGGUUCUGUGACAAAAAGAAAAUUCAAUCUUGAAAAAGUUGGUCAAUACUUGGAGAAUGAAGAACUUCAGCAACCAGCCAAAUGUGAUACCCAUCAUCGAUGGAAUAAAUUACUCGAAGAAAAUGAGUGCUUAAAAAAUUGCUCACUCAUAAUUCCACACGAUCAAAAAUUGUCCCUGAUUCAACAGCGUGACAAAAUGUUAGAUGCUGUUAGUAAAGUCUUUACCAAACCAAAUUCCAGUGUUUCUACUGACUUUAAUCAUAUUUCCACUUUGAUUUGUUCCCCCGAGACUGAAACACCACCUGAUUUUGAAAUAAAAAGCACAUUCAUUGCUAGCAAAGCUGCUCAAGUUGAUAUCGUGGCAUUAACAGUGGGCCCAGAUGAAUUUUUGGUCAUAGAAUUUCAGCUAAUAACUUCCGUUGUAAAGUGCACUCGUUUGAAUCUCAAACCAAGUCCAUUUACGCCUGUUCAUAUGGCACAAACCUAUAAUAAUUUGACUGUUGUUGAUUUGCAAUUUUACAACGACUCAAUUUUGUCGUUGCUAUUACAAAAUACAAACCAGGCGGAUCGUGAUGGGAAGACGCAAAGCUAUUUUGUUCAAAUGCCAUUGGAAGCAAUAAAUGAGAAACAUUCUCAGCAUCAAACUGCGGAGCUUAUUUAUCUGGCUGAUCGUUCGUUGUUCCACAGUUUACUGGAUAUUGUUGAUAACAGUUUUCUGAAGGCGGUCGAUGGCACUUGUACUGGUAUGGCUGUGUCUGGUAGUCGAAAGGUUGCAGCUGUUUUGUCAGAAAAUUGCAAAAAGAUAAGUAUCUACGAGAUGGAAGUUGAAGAUGAUGAAGAUGACGUGGAAAUGUCCCAUAACUCAUUUUUGGACACAAGUAAAGAAUCAGCUGUGUCAACUGAAUAAAUUGAUGAUGAGAAUAAUGAGUUUUUUAAAAAUAAGAAUGUACAUAUAAAAAUUAAAGAAAGAAAUCCAA